AUGUCCACCACUAUCGCCAAAGGAACUGCACCAAAAGAUGAGAAAUCUGAGAUUAAUGAGCUAAUUAAGCAAAUCAAUUUGACUAUUUUGAAUUUGCAAAGAAAAAGGUUACACCUCAGUAGGGAGCUAAGUGUGGCCCUUAAACAAAAAACUCCCAAGAUUGAAGAAGUUAAAGAUGAAAGAAGCAAUGAGGAGACAAGUAGAAGCGAAAGCAAUGAUGACAAAGCUAUUAGGCUAAAGAGCCUAGUGGAACAAUUUGACCAAAAGAUAAAAGAAGCACAAUCAACCAAGGACAAUUUGAACAAGUUGGGACAACAAUUGCAACUGGUUAAUCAUGUAGAUGAAAAAGAGAAAUUGAAUGAAGAUGGGCUCCCGUUUAUGGAUAUUCAAGAAGAGGUUGACGAAGACGGUAAUUUCAUUAGUUCAAGAAUCAAUAAUGUCCCCGUUGAAGUUGAGGGUCCAGUUACUAAACUGGCAUCAAAAGUAAUAACGCCAUCAUCAUCAGGCAAAUCCGAAAAGGCAUCUAAAGUGGGAGAUAUACUGCCAGGACAAACAAAUGGUGAUAGUCAAGACGAUGAGCUUAUGCAAUUGUUUGCAGACAUGGAACUUAUGCCUGGUCAAACACAAUUAAAGCAACAUCUCAACCAAGAUGAACUUUUGGACAAAAUUGAUGAUUUAAAGAUAAGUCCAGAAGAGAAAUUUAAUUUGAAAAAGAUUUGCGUGCAAGCAUUUGAAGAUUAUAAUGAAAAUGAUGACGAAACCAAGAAACAGACAACUUCAUCUUCAAAGAAAGAGCAUUCCACUCCAUCAAACAAGACCACUAUGGAGAAAAGCAGCAUAGACACGGACAACUUACUUGAGUUGGAAUUGCUAGCGGAUGAAUUUGACAAUGAAGAAGAUGCGGGUGGCGAGUAUGCUGAUGAUGAGGACUGGGAUUACGAACUUGAUGAUGAUGGUGAUGAUGAUGGUGAUGAUGAUGACGAAAAUGACGACGAUCGAGCCGACGACCUAUUAUACGGCACCAAACCAAACUCUACUUGGCUUGGCGGCAAGUCAGGUGACCCUAAGUCGAGUGAUUUAUUUUGGAACCAGAUUGCUGAACUAAGGCGAAAGGAGACACUGAUAAAAGGUGGUCAAAAGCACGGAUUAGAUGCUUCAGAGCUGGAGGUCGUAGAAACCAAACCGAUAGAUGCUAAGAAGAAGCAAAAGUCUGUGAGAUUUGCGGAAAACUUGGACAUCAAAAAUGUUGAAAAUAUCAGUGAUAGUUUGAAAACCUCACCACCGUUUAUAAAGACUUCAUUAUUCAAACAGAAUAGGGUGAACGGGACUUCUCGUAACAAUGGUGGAUCAGCUCAAGAUGCAGUAUCGGAGAAGGAAAGUAUAGUGGAAGAUAUUGUUGUGGAGAGAGAUGUUGAUGUACCUUCAAGUGAUAAAGUUGUCGAGGAUACAAUUAUGGAGAAGGAUAUCAAUGAUCUGCCAAACAGUACAAAACCAAGUAGAACCUUUGACUCUGAUACUCAACAAACAAUAAAGAAGCCGGUAUCGAGAUUUAAAGCUUUGCGGAAGAACACGCCACCAAGUGAUAUAGAAAUGCACAGUUCGAAAGCCAAUAACGAUGGAUUGUUAGAAAACCCAAUGCAGAUGGAUGAUUCUCAAAGUGUUUCUAUCACCAGCAACGCUGAGAUGCACCAAAAUGAAGUUGGCACUAAACCAGAUCAUUACGACGAAAGCAUGGUGGCAAACGAUACUCACUUGGACUACAGCAAUAUGCAAGAUAUGGACACUAUGGCAAAAGCGUACUUGAUGGGGAUGUAUGAUGACGAUAUAGACAUUGAUGGUCCACUAGUUGAGAGUUUGGAAGAUUUUAAAUCACUAAACAAAAUUGUUGAGUCAAAGAGCAGAGAAAAGAGUAACUCUGUAAGUACCAAUUCCCAAAAUGCUAGAGGUGGAGAAGUAUACGACCAGAAGUCGAACGAAAUUGGAAUGGAUUAUGACGAAAAUCACGAUAUUGAUGAUUAUGACGAGAAUGAAGCAAUGAUAAACGAUAUAGAAGAGCAUGGACUUGACGAGGAUGACACUAACCUCCACGAUGAGAAUGAUAUAACCAAUCAAGAGUUGAGUGAGAGUUACAACAAAUUAAGAGAAAGAAUGCUUGCACGAGAGAAUGCAAAGCGUGAAGAACAAGGAUUUGAACGCACCGAUGAAGAGGGAAACGUAAUACGAGUCAGCAAGUUCAAGGCAAGGAUGAAUAAAUAG
This is a messenger RNA of Lodderomyces parapsilosis, 2256 nucleotides long. RefSeq lists its product as uncharacterized. Lineage: Eukaryota; Fungi; Ascomycota; Pichiomycetes; Serinales; Debaryomycetaceae. The record is from RefSeq and is a predicted model, not a curated record. The coding region runs from base 1 to 2256 and encodes 751 amino acids. The transcript has a single exon.